AUGUCAAUUCAAAGUGCAACACAAAGUGUAACGAAUGAAACAAGAGAAGCUUUUAAUUCGAUAUUGAAGGGAGCUAUGUUAAAACCAAAGCAAAUAGAUAACAGCAAAUGUGAGAAUGCCUCGAACGAGAAUUUAUCCAUAAUUAGUGGUAACGAGUCAAACAAGUCCUUUUUACUGAAGAAAUUUUUACAAAAUUCUGCUGAAGAAGUGGAUGAAAACAAGGAUUUAGUCUUAAAAGCUUCCAGACCUAUUCCCAAACCAAGAAAAAGUAAAAAUAAAUCACCUAAAGAAGUGGUCAACUCGAAUAAUAAUAAUAGUACGUCCAGUCAAAGAACGUACAUUGUUGAAAACGAUAAUAAAGGAAAUAAUGAGGCAGUUGAUUUUGUAGUGCAUAACGAUCCAGUGUUGUCAGCCGGAGAGAACUCAACCGAUUUAGGUAAAACUUAUGUAAAGAGUUUAAGUGAUAUAUCAAAACAUUCAGAGGAAAUAAAUGAUGUGGUAAUACAUAAGGAAGAAAGUACGGAUGAUCGUGUAUCAAAGGUAGGUAGUGAAGUGCCUAAUGAAAAACCAACAAAAACAAAGAAAGUUGAUGAUAACAAAGAAACUGAAACUGAUUGUAAAUAUAAUUAUGAGAAAAUUGUGGACAUAGUUAUACACAAAACAGAAGCUCUUCUCUUGGAUUCUUAUGUCACACAUCCGACAGUGAAAGUGCAUAUUGUCGACAUCAACACUGGGAAAUAUUAUUCUAAAAGCAGUAAAAACAGAUCUGUUGUUUUCUAUUAUGAAAAUGAAGAGCAAGAUUACAUUUUGCCGGUAAUGACUGGCUCGUACAACCUACAGGAAAAAAGAACUUUUAGUCCAGAAUGGGAGGAAUCGAUUUUACUUAACGAAGACUUUGGUUAUUUAGCAAACGAAAAUGUAAUUUUAUUUUUUGAGGUGUUAGAUUAUGUGCCGUACAUAUCAAAAAAGUUCCAAACUCUACAAAAACAUUGUUAUAAGGGAUGGCACAGGAUAGCGUUUGCAUUCCUCAAACCGGUAACAAGAGAUCGAACAUUAAAUAUGAACAAAAAAGUCAAACUGCAACUUUACUACCCAAAAGACAUUAAAAAAUGCAACCUUACAGAAUGCGACUUAUGGUACAUAUGGAAAGCUAAUAAACUAAAAAAAUACCCAUCGGUUUUGUACGUAACAGUCAAAGAAGUCAUUUCGCCGAAGAAAGUCAUAGAAACAUUUAGAUCCAAAACUCCUUUACAGAUAGAGAACAUUUCUAAGCUCAGGGACUUUACGCGGAAUCCUCAAAAUAUCGGAACUUCUGGCGUUACAGAAGCUUCGUCAGGAGUCAGAUCGAAAUGUUCCAACGAUACUUUCGAAUUACCAAAUAAGCCCUUAGCCGAGUUGGAUAGUUACGAUAACGGCUGCUUUCUGUUACAAUUUAGUCACAGCGGUUUGUUUUUGGCCUGCGCUGUGCAGGUCAAAGAAUCGUUCGUUGUUAUCGUGUACGAGGUGAGUUCUUUCGAAGAAACACAGUGCAUUAACGAACAUACGGGGCUGAUAUACAGCAUAAACUGGUCUUUAGACGAUACGUUAGUUUUGACAGCGUCAGCCGACAACACUGUAGUAAUCUGGAAUUUUUCUACAAAUUCCUUUUUACAGAUUUUACCUCAUCCAAUUUACGUGUACGCCGCCGACAUAAACGAUGAUAACACAGUCGUAGCAACGGGGUGUUACGAUAGCACCCUACGGAUGUGGUUAUUCAACAGAGACGAAGGAAAAUACGAGUUACGACAGGAAUUGGAGAAGCACAAAGGGUUCGUUACAUCGGUUUGUUUUAACAGAAAAUCGACACAUCUGUAUUCCUCGGAUUUGAUUGGUACGAUUAUUGAAUGGUCGAAAUUAGAUAACUUCGACUGGCAAUUUGAACGAGACAUGUCCACCCCCGAUUUAAAAAAUACCGUAAUAAACGAAAUCCUCUUGUUCCCGAAUCAAAAGAAAUUGUUGGUGCACUCAAGGGACAGUAUAUUAAGGAUAAUGUCAAUAAAAAGGGCCUGUGUGCUGUAUUGGUUGCAAGGCGCCCUUAAUUUACGAAUACAAACAUUUUGCUCCAUAACGACUUGCGGAAAGUACGUAACAUCGGGCAGUGAAAAUGGAUUGGUCGUUGUGUGGGAUGCUAAAACGGGCAAAGACGUCAUGACUUACGAACCUUUCUUAAAUCAUCUUCCUUUAGAAACCGUGCACUGUGUAAGGUUUCAUCCCGGAGAUAAUCUCAUCGCUUUUUCUCACUACGGCAGCAUAUCUCCCAUUUUAUUAUAUCACCAUAAUGCCGGAAAAGAGGAUGUGAAGCAAAAUAAUAUACUUCACGAUGAUAAAUUUAGCCCAAAUGUGUCUAACGAAAAAUCGCAUCCGAAAGAAAACAUUUCUUUCCAUGACGUCUUAGUGAAAAUGGAUAAACUGUUAAACCAUUGA
This is a messenger RNA of Anoplophora glabripennis (Asian longhorned beetle), 2463 nucleotides long. RefSeq names its product jouberin-like. The coding region runs from base 1 to 2463 and encodes 820 amino acids. Lineage: Eukaryota; Metazoa; Arthropoda; Insecta; Coleoptera; Cerambycidae. Gene Ontology annotation, cellular component: ciliary basal body. The record is from RefSeq and is a predicted model, not a curated record. Gene Ontology annotation, biological process: motile cilium assembly. The transcript is spliced from 7 exons. Gene Ontology annotation, molecular function: protein binding.